Messenger RNA from Cyclopterus lumpus (lumpfish), 2840 nucleotides. Its product is annotated as interleukin-1 receptor accessory protein-like. Gene Ontology annotation, molecular function: interleukin-1 receptor activity. Gene Ontology annotation, biological process: signal transduction. Bases 814 to 2415 code for a protein of 533 amino acids. The transcript is spliced from 11 exons. The record is from RefSeq and is a predicted model, not a curated record. Lineage: Eukaryota; Metazoa; Chordata; Actinopteri; Perciformes; Cyclopteridae.
UCGGCGUGAUGCUGUCGGUCACACGUCUGACAGAUAUUCAGAAGCCGUAAAAGGUCAUACAGGAGGGUGCACUGGACAUGGUCAACUAGCCUGUUUAAUUUAAUAUCGACGUUAUUAUUAAUAAUAUUAUUAUUAAUCAUACUAAUAAUAAUAAACUAGGCCAUGCAAGUUUUGAAGAAUCGUUUUGAAGCAGCAUUUAAAUAUCAAUGUUGAAUACAAAAUACAAUUUACAGAAGACAUAGUUUCAAUUAAGAAGUCAAUUAAUUAAAUCCUAAAAUCAAUUGUAUUAAUAUUGCCCAAAAAGAAUAUGAAAAAAAUACAAGGACAGCCUCCUAAAAAAUAAAAAUAAAAAUAAGUAUAGGCUUGAAGUGCAAUCAUUUGAAGAAUGUGUUUCUAAGAAGUUGUCAAGCAACUUCUAGCAGCCGCCAAACACUGAUGGCACCAUGACAUAUUAAGAAAUUAAAAUGCCAUGCUUAUGUGGGCUAAAGGGUUUUGUUUGCCCGUUACUAAAGGCAACACAAAUAUAGCCACAUAUACUUAUUAUAAUUUGCUGAUCAUUUCCCUUACUGUAAUGCCUGUCUCUUUUCUUUUUCUUUACUUAUUUUUUAAGUAAGUGCUUCCCAUGUACUAUAAAUCGCCAUGGGAUGUUUAUGUUAUCGUACUCAGCCAGGAGGAAUGUCGGCUGUUAGGGCGUGUUUAUGUUCCAGCUCCUCUUUCAUUUUCAUUUGAUAUGAUGGAGAAACGAAAUGAUUCCACACAACACCGAGACGUUUGUGAGAGGACAAUUGUGGAUCCCUGAUGUGAGCUGUUUUCAUGAUGAUGGAGAAAAUACUGAUGAUUCUGAUCCUCCUCACGUCACUGACAGGCGUGUGUCCCUGGAGACCCGGACAGACAUAUGUCCGGGCAGGUGACAUGGUGGCGCUGUACUGCCGCCAUGACAGUUCUAGUCACAGGGAUGCCAAAGUGAUCUGGACCAGUUCCAGAACCCAGGAGAGGGACCUGAGCGACAUGUCCUCAGCUGAGCAGACGCGGAUGGGGUUGCUGGUUCGUGGGAGAAGUCUUGUGAUUCUCAGCGCUUCUGUCAACCACCAGGGGAAUUACUCAUGCUCUCUGGGGAAUGCCAGCAGCCGGUUCUGGUUCAGGCUGAUCGUAUGCACAACGCGGUCCAGAGAGUGUGAGGAGAGGACCCAGUACCCUCAAACAUGUUACACACAGGAGGCCUGCACAUUGAAUUGUCCCGAGGUAAACAUACCUGCUGCGAGCACCCCGAAUAUCACCAGCAACGGCAUUAUAUGGCACAAGGAGGGCGAGCCAAAAGAUGGCUACUUCUCAAGUGUGGAAGAGAAUGACCACGGUGUCUACACCUGUACCAGAUCUUACCUGUAUCACAGACAAGUAUAUAACAUGACCUUUACGGUGGUGCUUAAAGUCAAACCGAAGGGAAAAUCUGGACAAUCAAUGAUACUUUCUCCACGCAGAAGUGGUGUCCUUAAUGUAGAUUUAGGCACAACACUGGUGGUUGAUUGCAAAGCCGUUAUGUAUUCAGACUUUGACGACGUGUUGUGGUUAGACCGGAAAUCAGAGGUGGAAACGAACAGCAGCUUUCCUGUUUUCUACAAUUACACACGGGAGAGUAACGCUGCAGAGAUAAAGAUGACGGCAUCGCUAGUCUUCAAAAAGGUGUCAGAGGAGGAUUUAUCAAAAAUGUACACCUGUAGACUGGAUGCUGUAUCUGGACCCUCAAGCUUCGUCACCAUCACGUUAGCCCAAAAAGCGCCUCCCUCGCCCCUCUCCCUGGCUCUCGGCAUUGCGGCCGUCAUGCUGCUGAUUGUUGUAACAGUUGUUGUUUUGGUGAAACGGAAAAUGGACAUCGCUCUUUUCCUGCGUGGCACUUUUUCUUGCUAUCGCAGCACCUCAGAUGGAAAGAGCUAUGAUGCCUUUUUGAUGUGUUACAAGAGCGACACAGACACAGGGCUAAAUGAAGAUGACAGGAAAUGCCUGGAGAGUGUUUUGGAAGAGAGGUUUGGUUACAGUCUCUGUCUUUAUGAUCGUGACGUCUCGCCAGGGAAAGCCGCAGCCGAGGCAGUGCUGGACUGUAUAGAGCAGAGUCGGACGGUGGUUUUGGUUCCUACCUCCCCAGAUCCUGGAUCAGGAUCUGGCCUGCUGAGUGCCAUCCAUGCAGCCCUUGUGGAGCGGCAGACUCGCUUGGUUUUCAUCCAAACGGAGACAACAGAAGCGCCCAGGUCUGGUUCCUUACCGGAGGCCUUGCAGCUUCUUGGCGAGGCCGGAGACUGUGUCACGUGGAAGGGCGUGAGCUCCAUGCCGCAUUCUUCCUCCUUCUGGAAGCAGCUACGAUAUCACCUGCCGGCCCCGAGGAAGGCAUCAAAAAUAAAGCUUUUACCUACGGCAAUCUAGGAUGUUACCUCAUGCAAGAAUGAAUAACUUUUAUCAUAUCUCUUUUCAGUGUAUGACUUACACAUGCAGUAUAUAAAAAAUGCAUACUAGGAAAAGAUAUUUACUGCUGCCAUACUUCUUUAGUUUUAUGUCAAUGGAACAUCUUGCAUUGUUAAAUUGACCUCCACGUGUUUCCCUUUUACUAUGAAAGCUGACGCAAAGACAUGUAACAGAAUUAUGAAUGUAAGGUAAACAUUUUAAGUUGCUUCUGGUCACAACAGUAUACGCUGUCACUAUACUGACAUAUAAAGAAAUGCUGGACUAGUGUAUUCUCAUGAAAGUUGGGGUGUUGCUUUUCACAGGGUCUCAUUAAUUAAAAUCCGCACUAUAUAUUCAAAUGUAGUAACUGGAUAUCUCUUCUAUAAUAUUAAACAUUUCUUGCCAUA